AAGAGUGGAGUCACGGAAAACCAUCAUGAUGAAUCACUCCUUUUUGGACAACACUAUGACAUUCACCUCAUAUGGAUCCUUCCGCCCAAUCAAUUACUUCUUUUUCACUCUCACUCUUCUUGUUUACCUCCUCUCAAUUUUUUCAAAUGUCUUUCUGAUGCUGGUGAUCUAUUUUGAAGCCAGCCUACACAAACCCAUGUACAUUUUUUUGUUCAACUUGGCAGUAAAUGGACUAAUAGGGAGCUCAACUGUUUGGCCAAAAGUCAUGGAAAACCUUCUUUCAGACACCCAGAAGAGCUCAUUUCUAGCUUGUCUAGUUCAGGUCUUUUGGGGCUAUUUUUAUAUGUCCUCAGCUUAUACCACUUUCUCAGUCAUGGCCUACGACCGAUACGUCUCCAUUUGCAAGCCUCUGCAGUACCACAGCAUCAUGACUCCUGGAAAAGUGAAAACACUGUUGACCGUGGCCAACGUUGUUCCUAUGUCCACUUUAUCUCUCCUUGUGUAUCUCAUAUCCACAGUUCCCCUGUGCAAGUACACCACUCAGAACCUGUUCUGUGAUGUCAUGACACUCCAUAACCUCUCCUGUGUGAAAAGUGCUCUGGUUAAUCUGUAUGCCACAUGCUUGUUGACAAGCUUAGUUGGUUUCCCUUGUAUUAUUGUCCUGCUCUCAUAUGCAGUGAUUCUCAAUGUGAGUCUAAAAGCCUCAAAAGAUGCACAAAAGAAAGCACUCAGCACAUGCUCUCCGCAUUUAAUCACCUUCAUUAAUUUCGGGGUGGCUACUCUUUUCUUUGCGAUUUACCACAGGUACAGUUCUUUUCUACAGGGAGAGGUUUAUAUAUUACUAACUGCAGAUUGGUUUGCAAUUCCCCCUCUAUUGAAUCCAGUUAUCUACGGGAUCAGAACACAGGAGAUCAGGAAAUGCUUUGUAAAAACUGUGAGGAAAAAGGAGAGAUUUUUCAGGAACUUAUAGCAUGUAUACUGUUGAGUUCAGGCUGCAGUCAGAUCCACUUAAUAUGGAUUUUAAUGACUAAAUAGAUUAUUGACCUAAAAAGAAAAACAGAAAAAUCUUAACAAAAUUAAAUUAAAAUGGUAAGGCUUUUUAUAAUGCUUCAGAAAGUACAAUUUCCAGCAGGAUCUAUGCAGUACUAAACAUAAAUUGUCACAUUAUAAUACAUUUAUUGCCAAUACAUAGUAUCUAUGCUUAUGUUUAUGAUUUGUCUGUGAAUCCAGCCCAUCUCCCUGUCAUUGUCUUAUUUUUCACCACUGGUGCCUGCGCAUAUAUUCUGAAUUUGGUAAUGCCACACUCUAAAAGCAAGGAAGUUCAAUUUAGUUAAUUUCAUUUUUAUUUGUGUAGCACUUUUUAGAGACAUGACACAAAGACACUUUAUAGAUUAGCAAGGCAAGAAGACAGACAGAGAAAACACCAGGCCUAAACUCCCAAGUAGAAAUGGAUUUCUAAAUUUAAUUUAUCAUACAUGAACUCUGUAUAAUGCUAGUCUUUAACUCUAGAAAAUAUUUUGGUGUCAUUGUGCAGUAUUAAUGACCUCUGAAUUAUAAUGUGUGCUACUGUAACAGAACAAAGUAAUCAAUUUGAGCUUGGUAAUGGAUAAUAG
Messenger RNA from Anguilla anguilla (European eel), 1613 nucleotides. Its product is annotated as olfactory receptor 52K2-like. Bases 26 to 970 code for a protein of 314 amino acids. The record is from RefSeq and is a predicted model, not a curated record. Gene Ontology annotation, molecular function: G protein-coupled receptor activity; olfactory receptor activity. The transcript is spliced from 2 exons. Gene Ontology annotation, cellular component: membrane. Gene Ontology annotation, biological process: G protein-coupled receptor signaling pathway. Lineage: Eukaryota; Metazoa; Chordata; Actinopteri; Anguilliformes; Anguillidae.